GCCAGGCCGCAGAUUCCGCCGGUCGGCAGUGUCCGGCGCCAUACCGGCAGGGGAUGGACAUGUGGACGCCGUUGCUGCUCGCGUUGCUGGGCGCGUCCCGGGCGUUCGGGUACGGCUAUGAGGAACAUUGGUUCACCACGCAGGUGGACCACUUCAGUUUCGCCAACAACGACGUCUUCAAGAUGCGCUACCUGGUGAACGACAGCUGGUGGGACGGCGACGGCGGUCCCAUCUUCUUCUACACCGGCAACGAGGGUGACAUCGAGCUGUUCCUCGAGAACACGGGGGCCAUGUUCGACAUAGCGCCGGAGUUCGGCGCGCUGGUGGUGUUCGCCGAGCACCGCUACUACGGCCAGUCGCAGCCGUACCCGAACGUCUCGCUGUCGGACCCAGCGCGCGCCGGCUUCCUGACCUCGGAGCAGGCGCUGGCCGACUACGCCGACCUGCUGACGCACCUGCGCGCCACGCUGCCGGGGGCGCAGGCCAGCCCCGUCAUCACGUUCGGCGGCUCCUACGGCGGCAUGCUGGCCGCCUGGUUCCGGGUCAAGUACCCGCACGUUGUCCAGGGGGCGAUCGCGUCUUCGGCACCGAUUCUGCAGUUCACGGGCAUCACGCCGUGCGAGGCGUUCGGCCAGGUGGUGACGCGCACCUUCGGCAAGGAGGGUGACAUGUGCCCCCGCGUCAUUCGCAAGUCCUGGGACGCCAUCGACCGCCUGACCGCGGACCAGGAGGGCAUGGACUGGCUGAGCGACGCCUGGAACCUGUGUAGUCCGCUGAACAGCUCCCAGCUGACGGACUUCAAACAGUGGCUUAACGACAUGUACACCAACUUCGCCAUGAUCGACUACCCGUACCCGGCCAGCUUUCUCUCCCCGCUGCCCGGCUACCCCGUCAAGGUGGCUUGCUCGUACCUGCACGACGACCACGGGAACGACGACCGCGCGCUGCUCACCAACAUCUACGACGUCAUCAAUCUGUACUUCAACUACACCGGCGCCGCCGACUGCGUGGAUACCGGCAGCCAGGGCACGUCGUCCCUGGGCGACGACGGCUGGGACUUCCAGGCCUGCACGGAGAUGGUGAUGCCCAUGUGCUACGACGGCGUGGCGGACAUGUUCGCACCAUCGCCGUGGAACCUGGCCGAGUACACGGCUGCCUGCCGCGCGCGUCACAACGUGCAGCCACGCCCGCUGAUGGCGCCGCUGCUGUAUGGCGGCCUCAAUAUCACCGGCAGCAGCAACAUCGUGUUCGCCAACGGCCUGCUUGACCCGUGGUCGUCGGGAGGUGUGCUGCGCUCCCUCUCGGACUCGCUCGUGGCCGUCAUCAUCCCGAACGGAGCUCAUCACCUGGACCUGCGCGGCUCGAACCCGGCCGACCCGCCAGACGUCAUCGAGGCGCGCCGCGUGCAACGCGAGUUCAUCGGCGUCUGGAUCAAGCAGUACGAGAAGGUCAAGGACCGCAACGCCUUCAAUGCCGCCAAGAAGCGGUGGUGAGGCGGCGGUACAGGGAGAGGAGCUGUCGCACGCGCGUUUAUAGACCUCACUGUACGUAAGGAUGGGCGAGCGCUCUCUGUGUGACGGAGGAGGCCAGCACUUGGGCUUUUUGCGGUGCCAAAUACCAAUUCUUGAAAAGGAUGUCAGGGCACCAAUGUACGCUCCGUACUGACGAGUGUGGUGUCGGCCGAAUGAUAAACGCUUUUUAAUGGCGACAUGCACUGUUCCGAGAGUACACACAAGAGCUGACUGCCGA
Pollicipes pollicipes is the source of this 1749-nucleotide messenger RNA. RefSeq names its product lysosomal Pro-X carboxypeptidase. Gene Ontology annotation, biological process: proteolysis. Lineage: Eukaryota; Metazoa; Arthropoda; Thecostraca; Pollicipedomorpha; Pollicipedidae. The coding region runs from base 54 to 1493 and encodes 479 amino acids. The transcript has 8 exons. The record is from RefSeq and is a predicted model, not a curated record. Gene Ontology annotation, molecular function: serine-type exopeptidase activity; dipeptidyl-peptidase activity.